CCUCUUGAGGUUGUACAAUCCCACAAGGCACAAACUAGCUAGCUAGCCUAUCUAGCUGGCCAGCCGCUUGGAUUCGGGUAACAGCUAUGGUGAACGGCGUGAGAGAGGGGUAGCACCGCACCCACAGUUUCCAUGCUUGGGAGCUGCAAAUCGAUGGCUGCCAGCUUUCUGCAAACCAUCUCAAUGGCCCGUUAUCUUCUUCCUUUGUCGCCUUUCUCGUCAUCUUCUGUUCCACCGCUACCUUUCCCACCUCUUUCUUUCCCUUCUAUAUAUACUUCUUCUUUUUCUUCUUCUUCUCAUCGACCUUUAUUAUCUAUUAUCUAUCGUCCCCGGCCAGGCCAGUUCACAACCCAGAUCCCUAUUUCUUCUUCUUCCAACUCUGCUCUGUUUCUCUUUCUCUGAGUGGUUUCAUCAUCAUCAUCUGUUUGAUCGAUUCUGUGCUUUUGGGAACAAUGCCUCAUAGAAGAGUUGAUGGUCCACCAAGUAUUCGAGAUAGGGUCCAAGAGGCCCUCUCUGUUCACCGCAAUGAACUUGUUUCUCUCUUCUCCAGGUACGUUGCCAAGGGGAGGGGGAUACUGCAAAACCAUCACCUGAUCGAUGAGCUUGACAAUGUUGUUGGAGAAGACGGAGCCAUGCAGGACCUCAAAAAUGGUCCCUUUAGCCAAAUUCUGAAUUCUGCACAGGAAGCUAUUGUUCUACCACCAUUUGUGGCCAUAGCAAUUCGCCCAAGACCUGGAGUUUGGGAAUAUGUUCGUGUCAAUGUGUAUGAACUGAGCGUGGAACAACUUAGUGUCCCAGAGUAUCUUCACUUCAGAGAACAUCUUGUCGAUCUCCAGUACAAUCAAAACUAUGUGCUUGAACUUGAUUUUGAGCCAUUCAAUGCAACAUUUCCCAGACCGACUCGGUCGUCUUCUAUUGGGAAUGGGGUUCAAUUUCUCAACCGUCACUUAUCUUCAAUCAUGUUCCGCAAUAAAGAAAGUUUGGAGCCUUUGCUUCAUUUUCUUCGAACCCACCAACAUAAUGGGCAUGUGAUGAUGCUGAAUGACCGGAUCCAGACGAUAUCGGGACUUCAGUUUGCUUUGGCAAGGGCAGAAGAAUAUCUUUCUAAGCUCCCACCAGAUGCACCGUAUUCCCAGUUUGAAUAUGUGCUCCAAGGAAUGGGUUUUGAGAAAGGUUGGGGUGACACAGCAGAACGAGUAUCUGAGAUGGUGCAUUUACUGUUGGAAAUUCUUCAAGCUCCUGAUCCCUCAACCUUAGAGACAUUCCUGGGGAGGAUUCCAAUGGUCUUUAAUGUUGUAAUUCUGUCUCCUCAUGGAUACUUUGGUCAGGCAAAUGUAUUAGGUUUGCCCGAUACAGGGGGACAGGUUGUUUAUAUACUCGAUCAAGUGCGUGCCUUAGAGAACGAGAUGCUUCUUAGAAUUCAGAAGCAAGGACUAGAUGUUAUGCCAAAGAUUCUAGUUGUGAGCCGGCUCAUUCCUGAUGCAAAAGGGACAACUUGCAACCAGAGACUGGAGAGGAUCAGUGGAACACAGCAUUCACAUAUUCUGAGGGUGCCUUUUAGAUCUGAAAAAGGCAUCCUUCGUAAGUGGAUAUCAAGGUUUGACGUGUGGCCAUUUCUGGAGGCUUUUGCAGAGGAUGCCGCAAAUGAGAUUGCUGCUGAGUUGCAGGGUGUUCCAGACCUGAUCAUUGGCAACUAUAGUGAUGGAAACCUUGUUGCUUCUUUAUUGUCUAAUAAGCUAGGGAUCACACAGUGCAAUAUAGCUCAUGCUCUGGAGAAAACGAAGUAUCCAGAUUCAGAUUUGUAUUGGAGGAAAUAUGAGGAAAAGUACCAUUUCUCAUGCCAAUUCACAGCUGAUCUUAUUGCAAUGAAUGAUGCUGAUUUUAUAAUUACAAGUACCUACCAAGAAAUUGCAGGAAGGCAAAACCAUGUUGGACAGUACGAGAGCCACACAGCUUUCUCUCUUCCAGGGUUGUAUCGAGUUGUGCACGGCAUUGAUGUCUUUGAUUCCAAGUUUAAUAUUGUCUCCCCAGGGGCAGAUAUGACCAUAUAUUUCCCAUAUUCAGAAAAGCAAAUGAGACUUACUGCUCUGCAUGGUUCAAUUGAAAAACUUUUAUUUGAUCCCGAGCAGAAUGAUGAACACAUUGGCAUGUUGAAUGAUCGGUCAAAGCCCAUCGUGUUUUCCAUGGCAAGACUUGACAAGGUGAAAAAUAUAACAGGGCUGGUAGAACUUUAUGGUAAGAACAUGAAGCUAAGGGAGCUGGUUAAUCUCGUUGUUGUUGGUGGUUACAUUGAUGCAAAGAACUCCAGGGAUAGAGAAGAGAUUGCAGAGAUUGAAAAGAUGCAUGACCUUAUAGAACAAUACAAUUUGCAUGGUCAAUGUCGUUGGAUAGCAGCACAGAUGAACCGGGCUAGAAAUGGUGAGCUUUAUCGCUACAUCGCAGACACAAGAGGCAUUUUUGUGCAGCCUGCUUUCUAUGAAGCUUUUGGUCUUACAGUUGUGGAGGCCAUGACUUGUGGGCUUCCUACAUUUGCGACUUGUCAUGGUGGCCCUGCUGAGAUAAUCGAGCACGGUGUUUCAGGAUUUCAUGUCGAUCCGUAUCGCCCUGAUCAGGUUGCUGCUCUGAUGAUUGGUUUUUUCGAACAGUGCCAAAAGGAUCCACUGCACUGGGAAAAGAUCUCUGCUGGUGGACUUAAGCGUAUCUAUGAAAGGUACACAUGGAAGAUCUACUCUCAACGACUGCUGACACUGGCUGGAGUUUAUGGCUUCUGGAAGUAUGUCUCAAAGCUUGAGAGGCGGGAGACAAGGCGAUAUCUUGAUAUGUUCUACAUUCUCAAGUACCAGGAUCUGGUGAAAUCUGUUCCUGUGGCAGUGGAUGAACAAUGAACUUUCUCAAUGCAGUGUCUCCUCCUGGAUCUGUUUCCGUCUGCAGCUUCUACUUAGCUACUCGUGGGUGAAAAAGGCCAGCCACUGGCUGCUGAAUCUUUGUUUAUUUAGACCUUAGUGUUUGGUUUUAAAAUUUGGGACUCUUGUGAACUUGGCUAUUCUGCUGUUACUGGCUAUUUGUGCUUGACUAGUUCUGUUGUUACUGAAUAUUGUGCUUAUUAGUGUUUGAGAUAAUCCAAACAUCUUUAAUGGGUUGUAUGGUGCAAAUAUAUGGAAUAGUCUAUCCAUAUACUUAUCUUAUGUCA
Messenger RNA from Diospyros lotus (date-plum), 3190 nucleotides. Its product is annotated as sucrose synthase 2-like. The record is from RefSeq and is a predicted model, not a curated record. Gene Ontology annotation, biological process: sucrose metabolic process. NCBI's taxonomy places the organism in Eukaryota, Viridiplantae, Streptophyta, Magnoliopsida, Ericales, Ebenaceae. Gene Ontology annotation, molecular function: sucrose synthase activity. Bases 453 to 2885 code for a protein of 810 amino acids. The transcript is spliced from 15 exons.